Pistacia vera is the source of this 869-nucleotide messenger RNA. RefSeq lists its product as uncharacterized. The coding region runs from base 188 to 667 and encodes 159 amino acids. The record is from RefSeq and is a predicted model, not a curated record. Lineage: Eukaryota; Viridiplantae; Streptophyta; Magnoliopsida; Sapindales; Anacardiaceae. The transcript has 3 exons.
UUGAUCCUCACCAAAUAAUCAAAGAUUUUGGCGGGCUAUUUCGAAUAGAGCGGGUAAAGUAGAAGAAUGAAUCGAUCAGUAGAUUUACAGUAGCUUCAACCCUUCAACAGUUGAACGGAAUUGGGUCAUUUGUUUCUGUGGAUUAAUUUAGAGUAAGCAAAGGCAACAAAGCCCCGAAGAUCAGAAAAUGGAAGAUAAUAAAGCAUUAACAGUUGUGUGUUCAGUUUUAGGCAUGGACCACACAAAUUUCUGCUACAGGGUUUGUUCAGUGUGUGAGAGGACUCUCCCCGAAAACCCGUCUUCUCUCUGCAAAUUUUGCAACUGCAAUAACAACAAUUCUGUCUCCUCUUCCAAACGUCUCUUCCGUCUCCUUAUUUCUAUAGCAACUGACACAAAAGUGAAGGUGGUGAUAUGUUUUGAUCGGGCUGCUAGGGUUUUGUUCGGUUGCUCUGCUGAUCACUUCUUUGAUUUUGCCAAGCUUCACCCCUUUGCUGCUGUGACAGCCAGUAAAGUUCUGCAGGGAGAGAUGUUUAAAAUGACGUUCACCAAACCAAAGAAUGGCAAUGCACAGCAUCUGCGUGUCACAACAGUUGUUCCUUUGAGUUCGGGUUUCAGGCCAGCAAUUGAGAUAUUGAGAGAAAAGUAUGGGGUAAGAGUUGGUCCUUGAUUAUUGCUGUGAAAUAUUGAAUGGAUAUGUCGAUUAUUAAGUACUCUUGUAAUACAUUUUGUUGAUACUGGUUAUUGCAAUUUCUAGUCUCAGUUGUUAAUUAAGCAAAUUUUAAUCAGUCUUUGGUACUGAACGUUUCCAUUGAAAUGAGAAUUUAUGAUGUGAAUGCUCAUAAGUAAAAGCAUAUUCAGUAAAUGUCAGU